This is a messenger RNA of Leguminivora glycinivorella, 2104 nucleotides long. RefSeq names its product SH3 domain-containing protein Dlish (gene Dlish). The record is from RefSeq and is a predicted model, not a curated record. Gene Ontology annotation, molecular function: protein binding. Lineage: Eukaryota; Metazoa; Arthropoda; Insecta; Lepidoptera; Tortricidae. The transcript is spliced from 7 exons. Bases 136 to 1158 code for a protein of 340 amino acids.
AGCUCGUCAAAGUUGUUUUGUGAACUUUUCUGACAUGUUAAACUGUAAAUCAUUUAUUACACAAAAGAACGCCUAAUAUCGCAAUAAGUAUCUUAUAGUUUAGCUAGUGAUGUAUUAAAAUUACCUUUAGUUAAAAUGGCAUUCUUAUGUCCAGUGAGAAUUAGACGGGGGAAGAAAAAGAAAUCAAAUUUUUUUAUAGCAAGCAGUGGGGACUCAGACAAGGAUUUAUCCAGACCAGGUUCCGGGCUCAGCCCCGGCAUGGGCCGGAUCACAGGAUCAGCGAGCAUAGAGACCUUAGUGAGAGUGGGAAUAGAGAAGGAACAUGGUUUAAGUCCGGACUCCAAAAUGGUGGUUCUGCAUGACUUUGCACCAUGUGUUGAUGACGAAUUAGAGGUAAAACGUGGUCAAAUUGUAAAUGUAUUAUAUCGAGAGAAUGAUUGGGUGUAUGUAAUAGUGGCAGAGUCUCGGAGAGAGGGUUUCAUACCUCACUCGUACUGUGCUCCAUGUGAGCACCAUGACUUGAAGAAGAAAUUACCGAGGAGUAGAUCUCCGGCUGACAUACAACACAGAGAUGUUUCACAAUUAUCAGUCUCAGACGGUGCAACAAAUGAUGGGCAUUCGGAGCUGGGCAGCGAGGGUGAAGCCUGUCCGUUCAGCAAAGAUCCUUCGGGUCGAUAUGUGGUGCUGUACACAUUCACUGCUCGAGACGAAAAUGAUGUUGAUGUAGAGAGAGGGGAGUUUGUUACAGUUUUGAACAGAGAAGAUCCAGACUGGUACUGGAUAGUGCGAAGUGAUGGACAGGAAGGUUUUAUUCCUUCAGGAUUUGUGUAUCCUGCUGUGGUACAAGCAAAUCAGCAAGAUAACCCCCAGCCGCCACCCCAGCACUCCCCACCCGCUAACCCCAACAGCACAGUGAUGUCGACUGGUACCAACAACACUCAUAAUGACGGCCGCUACCACGGCACGGAGCUAGUCAUGCUGUACGAUUAUAAGGCCCAAGCCCCGGACGACCUGUCAGUGAAGCGCGGAGAAUGGGUGUACGCUGACCUCACGCAGCAAACCGUGGAGGGCUGGUUAUGGGCCCACGCGCCCAAGUCACGCCGCUCCGGAUUCAUACCCACCGCUUACGCUCGAGCCCCGCACACCACGUCACUGUAAAUGUUGCUAGCAACGUGUAUGCGAGUUGAUGGUGGAAGGCCUGAUUUAGACGGUGUACGAACUUGCAUGCGAUUUUAGUUACAUUGCGGGUUGUUGAGGGUAUAUACAAUUUUGCACAGCCAUCAAAUACCGCAACGUAGUAAAACUCGUAUGCGAGUUCUCGUACCGUCUAAAUGGGCCCGAAGACUGCCUGUGGCAUAAACUCGCGCUGCUCUUAAGUAUAUACCCAACGCAAAUGCUCAAGCUCCGUAUGCUCACUGAAAAGUUUCAGACCUGUCAUUAUAGGCGAUGUGCUGCAUCAAACCGUGCAGGGGUGGUGCCAGGGGUGGUCACGCGCCGAUCUGGCUUCAUACCCACCUAUACAAUGUUCCCAAGCGUAUCAGUGAAAGCGAUGGGACGCGACCUAACAGAGGGUUAGUUGUGGGCCCACGUCGCGCCGCUCUGACUUCUUACCAACCCCCUAAGGAGCCCCUCACACUAAAUCACUGUGAAUGUUACUAGCGACGUGUCAGUGAAAGCGAUUUUAACAAAAGAUGACUGGAAAACUGUCUACAGCAAGCUCCAACUUUACACCAACCCAACUGUAUACGCUAUAAAUAUCCAUACGCCAAGUUCCCCUUGAGUACUGUCUACAGACUAUAAUGAUCGCCACUACCGUGGAUGACCACGAUAAAAUAGGUGUACAAGCACCUUCAAAACCUUUUAUAAUUAUUGUUUAAGUAUGCAGUGCCUUUAACUUAGCCUUUUAUACUAUAGCCAUAUUUAGACCCUUGUAAAAUAUAGGUAAAUUGUCUUCCAACUUAUUUUCAAAUUCGUAAACAUUAUUUUUAGCUAGUGUAAAAUAUCCGUCCAAAAUUGACUGAAUCUCAUAUUACGCUUUACUUUUUUAAACAUAGUUGUAAGGGUUUAUGUAAUGUCAUUUUGAAAUAAAAACAAUUAGAUAUGU